ACCCCACCGUGCUAUUACAGAAAGGGAGAAAGGGAGAGGGGAAUGUGUAGCGGAUAUAAACAGUAAAGGUUAAUUGGGCAGGUGAGGAACUCGAGAAGGAGGCGGCUGGCUGCGGGAAAAUUUGAUCCUCGGUCGGGUUGGAAACUCAAGCAUCAGUCGGCACAUUCAGCCUGGUGUAUAUAAGACUGAAGGAGCUGUCAGCGGCCACCACAAAGCCUUACCUGCUUCUGCUGCUGCUGCUGCUGCUUUGGACCUGGACGGAGAGGAACCCCAGACAACAGCGGACCAACAUGUCGCUCACCUCCAUCCUUUCAGCUGAGGCCAUUGAAAAUGCUGUCAAGGACUGUCAAGCUCCGGACUCAUUCUGCUACAAGAAGUUUUUCCAGCUGUGUGGUCUGUCCUCAAAGACGCCCAAGGAGGUCAGAGAUGUCUUCCAGAUCCUUGAUGAGGACAACAGUGGCUACAUCGAGGAGUCUGAGCUCAAGUACUUCCUGCAGCGGUUCGUCCCCGGGGCACGGACACUGACCGAGGCAGAAACCAAGAGCUUCAUCUCAGCAGCUGAUGAUGACAGUGAUGGCAGAAUUGGAGCAGAGGAAUUCCAGACUAUGGUCCUGUCCUGAGUUUUGCAGAUAAAGAGAGCUCAAGUCUUCAGUCACCUCCCCACCUCUGGAGUCCUAUGAUCGCAGCCUCCAUUCCCAGGGAUUUCUUUUCUUUUCUACUAAAUUCUGUGUGCGUUAAUUGUUUUUAAAUGACCUUUUGUCCAUUUAAAGACACAGAUAACAGAUAAUUUGUCUUUCCACUGUGUUGGUCCAUGUUUUCUUGUCUGUGCACAUCCCACCUUUGACAAUGAAUGAGACAAAUAAACAUGAGCAAACAUA
This is a messenger RNA of Toxotes jaculatrix (banded archerfish), 878 nucleotides long. RefSeq names its product parvalbumin 9 (gene pvalb9). Gene Ontology annotation, cellular component: nucleus; cytoplasm. Gene Ontology annotation, molecular function: calcium ion binding. The transcript is spliced from 5 exons. Lineage: Eukaryota; Metazoa; Chordata; Actinopteri; Toxotidae. Bases 291 to 620 code for a protein of 109 amino acids. The record is from RefSeq and is a predicted model, not a curated record.